Messenger RNA from Tetranychus urticae (two-spotted spider mite), 3142 nucleotides. RefSeq lists its product as uncharacterized. NCBI's taxonomy places the organism in Eukaryota, Metazoa, Arthropoda, Arachnida, Trombidiformes, Tetranychidae. Gene Ontology annotation, cellular component: membrane. Gene Ontology annotation, biological process: detoxification of zinc ion; intracellular zinc ion homeostasis; zinc ion transmembrane transport. Gene Ontology annotation, molecular function: zinc ion transmembrane transporter activity. The record is from RefSeq and is a predicted model, not a curated record.
UUUGCUGGUAACUUAGUUUAUCAGUUAAAUAGUUGAUGAUUUGGUGAUGAUUAAGGUUUGAAGGAUCAUCAUUAUUAUCUAGUCUCUUAGUGUUUAAACAAAAUCAUGUUAAGACAAUCAAAGUACUUAAGAAACUGGAGGUUCUACUGUUGUGAUGAGCCGAGCAUAAAUAAACUAGCUUGGUUCAAAGUUGAUAUUUAUUUUUCUUCACUCUUUGAUUGUCACUGUUUCAACUAAACUUUAUUUCUAUCCCUUUUUAUUUCUUUUAAUUAAUUUACAAUCUCCAUCAACUAACUGCCUUGAUACAACUUUGAUUUUUGUAUUCUGUGGUAUUUAGUCAUCUCAGCAACACCAUCAUCUUUUAAUCAUCUUGGUCUCAACUCCCUUCUUUUAAACCUUACUCAAGUGUCUACUUAUUAAUAGUUUUACCAAUAAAACAGCCAACUGUUUUUGAAGAUUGUUUAAGACACCAUUUUCAACCAUUUGUAAACACCAAAUUUUCUAUCAUUACAAAAUGAAUUCGUUAAUGGUUUGGAAGACGAUCUCGUUUUAUUUAAUCACCCUCUUUUUUGGCCUUCUUUUUUUAACCGAAAUCAUCAUGAAUCAACUCACCCACUCUCUGGUCAUACUUUCCGAUUGUUAUUUCAACAUGUUCAUCUUUAUGACUUUACUGUUAACCUUAAUGAGCAACCGGAUGGCUAAUUCAGUCAGUCUAAGAGCUACCUUUGGAUGGGCUCGAAUUGAAGUUCUUGGUGCUUUAUUUAACAUCAUUUUCAUCUUGGCAAUGUGCUUCUCAGUGUUUGUCGAGGGCAUUUUAAAUCUUAUCCAUUCAUCUCACCAUGAAUCUCAGAUAACUAAUCCACUUUACCUGUUAAUUCCUGGAAUUAAUAGUUUAGCAUUGAAUCUAUUUCGAUGCUUGUUUUUCAAUGAAUCAUCGAGGACCAAAAAUGUUCAAUUAAGCAUUAGAGGAGAAGAAGUUCAAGUAAAUUGUGUUGUUAAUGGUGAUUAUGAGAUAGUAAGCCAAAAGAGCUCCAACAAAACGGGUAAACAAUACAAUGAUGACAAUGAGGAAGGAGCAAAGGAUAAAUUACUAAUCAAUUCCUGUUCAAAUUAUUCUGAGGAAAAAUUCACAGAGGAAAAGGAAAAUAUUUGUUGGAAGAUAAUCAAAUCAAUUGGUACAUCAUUAUUGUUGAUUGGAGCAUCAACUAGUCUUUAUUAUUUCGAUCAUCAUGUCUGUUCCCUAAUUGACUCCAUCACUGGUUUAUUGGGAAUUUUCAUCAUUCUCUCAAUGAUUUACCCCUCAAUGAAGGAAUCUGGCCUUAUUUUACUGCAAACCGUUCCUAAGCAUAUUGAAGUUACCCAGGUUAAGGAAGCUUUAUGCCGGGAAUUUCCAACCAUCAUUGAGAUUCACGAUUUUCAUGUUUGGUGCCUUACUCGAGACAAAGUCAUAGCAACUUGCCACAUAUCUUUGCCUGCACUCACCAGCCACUCAUAUAAUAAACUAUCUUCACAAAUUUGUAAAUUUUUAGCUCGUGAAGGUAUAACUCUGGCAACAGUUCAACCUGAAUUUCCAAAAGAGUCCCAAGCUAAUGGUAAAUGUCUUUACAUUUGCAAAAAAGGCCGUGAAACCUGCAGUGAUAAAACCUGUUGCUCUGAGGAUCAAGACGAGGAGCAUCGAUGUACCAAACGGAAUGCGGAUGUUUCACAAAUUAUCAAAUAUUUGAGUCUAAUAGAAAUGAAAAUAAUACGUUUUAUUAGUGACAAUAGGUACAGACUAUUUAAAACCAUACUCGCUUACUUCGCAUAUUUUUGCAUCGGAUCAGCAACAACACUUCUCGGUUCCAGUUUACUUGAUUUACAAAUACGUUUAAAUGUUGAUUUUGCCAAAGUUUCCUAUUUAAUUCCCUUCCGUAGUGCCGGUCACAUACUUGGAUCUGCUCUUGCUGGUUUGAUCGAGCAAAGAUUCAACCGAUCUCUUCUUUUAUGGAUAAUCAAUUUGAUCUCUGGAAUUUUUCUUGGAGCUGCUCCAUUCUUUACCAAAUUUGAGUUUACUUCAAUAUUUCUGGUAAUAGCUGGUGUUGCUCAUGGAAUGUCAGAUAUUUUGUGUAAUACUUCAGUGACCAGCACUUGGAAGGAAAAGAGUACGAAUUGGUUACAAGUUCUUCACAUGUCAUGGGGAAUUGGCUCUCUACUAACCCCAGUUAUAUGUCGUCCAUUUUUAUUACCAGAAGAAAGUCUUGAACCAGAUUCAAGUGCAUUAAUAACAGCAAACACAACUGCAGAUCCAAUGAUUGUAUCAAUUUAUACUGCCAAAGAUGUAAUGAUUCAAUAUGCCUUCGUGAUCAUUGGCCUUUUAUCAGUAAUCGUUUCUUUCUUUUACGCUUGUAUAUAUUUCCGAGAAAGAAGUAUCACAGAAUACAGUAAGAAAGAGGUGAAUGCCGUCAACAUUCAAGUGCCUCAACCAUCUUCGCAAAUCAGUCCAUGGAAAAAGUAUAUCGCCAUUUUCCUGGUAGCAGUGGUUGGCCAUCUUUGUUAUAGCUUGGAAGCAGUUCUUGGUUCCCUGGGAGCUUCAUUUUCAGUCAAAUCCGAUCUUCAUAUGGACAAAAAGACUGGUGUUUUACUUGCAACUGUUUUCUGGUCUUGUUUCUCAUUUUAUCGAUUAAUCUUCAUCCCAUUAACGUUCAUCGUAGCUGAAGCUAAAUUAUUGGCCUUUAGUUUGUUACUUACUUUGCUUGGUGUCGUUGUUUCUGUACCAUGGGCUAACAACAAUGAGGCUUGUCUUUGGGCUGGAUUCACCCUCGUUGGAUUGGGACUAUCGACCAUCUUCUCAUCAUCACUUGGAAUGCUAUCGAGAUAUAUCGUUAUUACUGGUCAAAUAUCAUCAAUGAUUUUUAUUCCUGGAGUUGUUGGUGAAUUAUUUCACCCUGCAAUUGCUGCUACUUUACUUGCUAAUAGUCCAAUUUUAUAUCUUUAUUACAAUGCUGCAUUAGGUGUUGUACUUGUUAUUUCAUUCUUGGCAUUGAUGAUAUAUUGUAAAACGGUAUUAAAAACACCAACUGUCCAUAUUGCUCAUCCUUCAAUAGGACCAAGGUUCUCAACACUCAGUGUUAGCCAUCAUUAAAAAAACCUCAUUGUCCUAAAA